GACUGACUCAGUGACCUCGGCUUUGCCGGCUCCUGUAGGUCCUUGGCGGAGCGGACCUCAGCGGUAGCUCCGCUCCCUCCCUUGUCCGUCACCGGGCUGUCUUUACCCACUCUGGGCCCCAGGGCCGGUCGUUGGCCUGGGACACUCCCCAGUCACAUCCCCAGGCCUGGGAGACAGCGCUCGGCGCCCCACUUCCCGGUGACCUGAAGCCGCUCCGCAGACCUGCCUUUCUUCCUGCUUCAUCAGGCGCCCGCGAGGCACCCUAAAGUGACUGCUCGCAGAGCCUGUUAGUAGCUGACUGACAGACAAAGCUAGGUAAGAGGCCCUUUUGAGGAAGUAGGAAGACAGCCUGAGGUCUGGGGUGGAAGGUAUGAAGGCUAAUGUGGAAAGAAGCCCAGCUGACCAGCCCGGUCAAGUUCCCCUGACCAGGAUGUCAGGCCUGGUGUUGGGGCAGCGGGAUGAACCUGCAGCACACCGGCUCAGCCAGGAUGAGAUCCUGGGAAGCACUCGGCUGGUGAGCCAAGGGCUGGAGGCCCUACACAGCGAACACCAGGCUGUACUGCAAAGUCUGUCCCAAACCAUUGAGUGUCUGCAGCAGGGAGGCCAUGAAGAAGGUCUGGUGCAUGAGAAGGCCCGGCAACUGCGUCGCUCCAUGGAAAACAUUGAACUGGGGCUGAGUGAGGCUCAGGUGAUGCUGGCUUUAGCCAGCCACCUAAGCACAGUGGAGUCAGAGAAACAGAAACUGCGGGCUCAGGUGCGGCGGCUGUGUCAGGAGAACCAGUGGCUUCGGGACGAGCUCGCAGGUACACAGCAACGGCUGCAGCGCAGUGAACAGGCCGUGGCUCAGCUGGAGGAGGAAAAGAAGCAUCUGGAGUUCCUGGGACAGCUGCGGCAAUACGAUGAGGAUGGACACACGGCUGAGGAGAAGGAGGGUGAUGCCAGCAAGGAUUCCCUGGAUGACCUCUUCCCCAAUGAGGAAGAAGAGGACUCCAGCAAUGGCUUGUCCCGUGGCCAGGGCACCCAACACAGUGGAUAUGAGAUUCCAGCGAGACUGCGGACACUGCACAACUUGGUGAUUCAGUAUGCGGCCCAGGGUCGCUAUGAGGUAGCCGUGCCCCUCUGCAAGCAGGCGCUGGAGGACCUGGAGCGCACAUCCGGCCGUGGCCACCCUGACGUCGCGACCAUGCUCAACAUCCUGGCCUUGGUGUAUCGGGACCAGAAUAAGUAUAAGGAAGCUGCCCACCUGCUGAAUGAUGCCCUCAGCAUCCGGGAGAGCACCCUAGGCCGGGACCACCCUGCUGUGGCUGCCACACUCAACAAUCUGGCUGUGCUCUAUGGCAAGAGAGGCAAAUACAAGGAGGCAGAGCCGCUGUGCCAGCGGGCACUGGAGAUUCGAGAAAAGGUCCUGGGCACUGACCACCCAGAUGUGGCAAAGCAGCUGAACAAUCUGGCCCUGUUGUGCCAAAACCAGGGCAAAUAUGAGGCUGUAGAACGCUAUUACCGGCGAGCACUGGCCAUCUAUGAGGGGCAGCUGGGGCUGGACAACCCUAAUGUAGCCCGAACCAAGAACAACCUGGCUUCCUGUUACCUGAAACAGGGCAAAUAUGCUGAGGCUGAGAUACUCUACAAAGAGAUCCUGACCCGUGCCCACGUGCAGGAGUUUGGGUCUGUGGAUGAUGACCACAAACCCAUCUGGAUGCAUGCAGAGGAGCGGGAGGAAAUGAGCAAAGGCAGGCACCGUGAGGGCAGCACCCCUUAUGCUGAAUAUGGAGGCUGGUACAAGGCCUGCAAAGUGAGCAGUCCCACGGUGAACACCACUCUGAGAAACCUAGGUGCUCUGUACAGACGUCAGGGAAAGCUGGAGGCCGCGGAGACCCUGGAGGAAUGUGCUUUGCGCUCCCGGAAACAGGGCACCGACCCCAUUAGCCAGACCAAGGUGGCAGAGCUGCUUGGGGAAGGUGACAGUGGAAGAGCCUCCCAGGAGGGCCCUGGGGGCAGUGUGAAAUUCGAGGGAGGUGAGGAAGCUUCUGUGGCUGUGGAGUGGUCAGGGGAUGGCAGUGGGGCCCUGCAAAGGAGUGGCUCUCUGGGCAGGUUCCGGGAUGUGUUCCGGAGAAGCAGUGAACUCCUGGUGAGGAAGCUUCAGGGGACAGAUCAUCGGCCCUCCAGCAACAAUAUGAAGCGAGCAGCCUCCUUAAACUAUCUGAACCAACCAGAUGCAGCCCCCUUCCAGGCCUCCCGGGGCCUCAGUGCCAGCACUAUGAACCUCUCUUCAAGCAGCUGACAUUCAACACCCUCCCCAGGUCUGCUGGGUCCCCCAACAGCCCUCACAGCAUUCCCUAUUGCUCCUGGCUCUUCCAACCCCAAGAAGGGAGAGCAGUGAAGGGGGAGCAGUUAACCAGAAGAUUGCUGCUGCCCUUAGGGUCUCGGCUCCCUCCUCAGGAAUUUCCCUCUGGAAAGACCCUCAGGACAUCCUUUGCCCACCCUUUGGUUCGCUGAGUAGCUAACUCGGAGGCCCCCAAGGUGGGCAAGAAGCAGGUGUGCAGCCUGCUUUGGCUUUUCUGUCAGGAGGGUUUGGAGCUAGCCAGGCUGCCUUGCCCUGGCCGCUAUCCUUCCCUCUGCUGCCUCACUUCAGGUCCAUGUAUUUCACUUUUCUUAAAUAAAAGAAUCAGGUAACUAUUC
Messenger RNA from Condylura cristata (star-nosed mole), 2679 nucleotides. It is a transcript of the gene KLC4, whose product is annotated as kinesin light chain 4. Gene Ontology annotation, cellular component: membrane-bounded organelle; kinesin complex; cytoplasm. Gene Ontology annotation, molecular function: kinesin binding. The record is from RefSeq and is a predicted model, not a curated record. The transcript has 17 exons. Gene Ontology annotation, biological process: axo-dendritic transport. Lineage: Eukaryota; Metazoa; Chordata; Mammalia; Eulipotyphla; Talpidae. The coding region runs from base 371 to 2281 and encodes 636 amino acids.